Molecule: messenger RNA, 690 nt
Organism: Thermochaetoides thermophila DSM 1495
Lineage: Eukaryota; Fungi; Ascomycota; Sordariomycetes; Sordariales; Chaetomiaceae
Exons: 2
Coding region: 1-690 (229 amino acids)
Biological process (GO): cytoplasmic translation
Molecular function (GO): protein binding
Source: RefSeq, a predicted model, not a curated record
AUGGGACGUGAAGAGCAGAAGGAAGAACGGGAAGUUCUCGACUCAAUUUUCCCAGAGGAAAUUACGGAUAUCUCAGAACAUGAGUUCAGGAUAUCCAUCGCACUCGACAUUCCUGACGACGAUGCAGAGGAGCCACCAAUAAUGCUGUUGACAGUGCGCUACCCGGAAGAAUACCCAGAUAAAGCGCCGCUACUGGAGCUCUCGGCGCCUCAAAAUGCGACUCCUCACCAGUACCUCAACAUCGCGGAAGACAGAGACCAAUUGCUUCAAGGCCUGCAGGCCACAAUUGAGGAGAACCUCGGUAUGGCUAUGGUAUUCACUAUUGUGUCUACCUUGAAAGAAGCGGCGGAGCAGCUUGUGGUGGAGCGCAGAGACGCCGCGGCCAAGGCGCAUGAGGCGGCCAUUCUUGCGGCUGAGGCAGAGGAAAACAAGAAGUUCCAUGGCACUCCGGUCACACGAGAGACUUUUAUGAAGUGGCGUGAAGCGUUCCUUAAAGAGUUGGAAGAAGCCAGAGUCCGCGAAGAGGAGGAGAGGGCAGCUGAGCUGAAGAAGGCGAAGAUAAAGGAGCCGGUUCGCCUCACGGGCAGGCAGUUGUGGGAGCGUGGUCUCGCAACUGGUGAUCAGGAGGAGGUUGAUGAGGAUGGAAUGCCAACAGAGGAAGUUCAAAAGCUUAAAGUUAGCGAUAGCUGA